AUGUCUCCGCCGCGCAAUAACAGCCUUGGCGGCUGGUUCUUCUUCCUGGCCACCCUUCUCGGUAUCUUGACCCCUAUCUACGUCGUCCUCGAGAAGAACCUGGAGAGCUUCUAUGUCUUCGACCUCGACCACCUCCACGACCUUCAACUCCGCGCCAUUGCCGAGCAUGGCAACAACACGGCCGACAUUGUCAACUACAUCGUCGCCGAGCUGAACGAGAAGCACCCCGACGUCGUGAACCUGCACGAGGAGUGGGUGUUUAACAACGCCGGCGGUGCCAUGGGUGCCAUGUACAUCAUCCACGCCAGCAUCACCGAGUACCUCAUCAUCUUCGGUACCGCCAUUGGCACUGAGGGUCACACCGGCCGCCACACUUCCAACGACUACUUCCACAUCCUCACUGGCACCCAGCUCGCCUACGCCCCCGGACCUGGCGUCUACACCCCUGAGGUCUACACCCCUGGCACCGUUCACCACCUCAUCCGCGGCACCGUCAAGCAGUACAGCAUGCCCGAGGGCUGUUUCGCCCUCGAGUAUGCCCGCGGCUGGAUCCCUCCCAUGCUGCUGUUCGGAUACGCCGACGGCUUCACGAGCACCGUUGACUUCCCCACGCUGUACCACACCACGCGCAUCACGGCCAGGGAGAUGAUUGGCAAUCUCCUGAAGGGCAAGUUCUAG
This is a messenger RNA of Verticillium nonalfalfae, 678 nucleotides long. RefSeq names its product Squalene epoxidase. The record is from RefSeq and is a predicted model, not a curated record. Gene Ontology annotation, cellular component: endoplasmic reticulum. Lineage: Eukaryota; Fungi; Ascomycota; Sordariomycetes; Glomerellales; Plectosphaerellaceae. Gene Ontology annotation, biological process: ergosterol biosynthetic process. The coding region runs from base 1 to 678 and encodes 225 amino acids. The transcript is spliced from 2 exons.